Molecule: messenger RNA, 8120 nt
Organism: Alosa sapidissima (American shad)
Lineage: Eukaryota; Metazoa; Chordata; Actinopteri; Clupeiformes; Clupeidae
Gene: apc2
Product: APC regulator of WNT signaling pathway 2
Exons: 15
Coding region: 112-7818 (2568 amino acids)
Biological process (GO): positive regulation of protein catabolic process; negative regulation of canonical Wnt signaling pathway; cell migration
Cellular component (GO): beta-catenin destruction complex; catenin complex; cytoplasmic microtubule
Molecular function (GO): beta-catenin binding; microtubule binding; gamma-catenin binding
Source: RefSeq, a predicted model, not a curated record
UCACACAUCAGAGCGCGCAGCUCGGUCCACCAUCCCCGUGGCGAUAGUCGCGCGGCCCCACGCCCUAAUAACACAACGCAGCUUCUACGAUGAGGGACCCAGUGGUGUGAUAUGGCGAACGCGUCGUAUGACCAGCUCGUGCGACAGGUAGAGGAUCUCCGCAAGGAGAACUCUCACCUGCGCCGGGAGCUGCAGGAUAACUCCCAUCACCUGUCCAAACUGGAGAACGAGACUUCCGACAUGAAGGAGGUGCUACGGCAGCUGCAGAAGAAGCUGGAGCAGGAGGCGUGCACUCUGGCCUCGUCAGGGAGGACGGACGUACUCGACCAGCUCAAAGAGCUGCAUAUGGACCUAACCAACUAUUAUGAGCUGAAGUACCAGCCUCACAACCUGCGUGUGCUUCCUGAGUCUCUGGCCUCCGCGUCUGGGGAGGGGGAGGAUCGCCUGGCCCGGCCCACCUCCAGCCAGGGCCGAGCCAGGAGCCCCCACCGACCCUCGUCCCGCCAGAGUCUCUCCGUAGCUGGGGAGGGCACAGCCAUACACCCCCACCUCAUGGACAGCUCCAUCUCCAAAGCAGGCCUGAUGGGGGAGGGCCGCGUCACGGCACAGCACCUGGAGGACCUCUGCAAGGAGAGGGCCAUGCUCCUGAGUGAGAUUGAGAAAGAGGAAUGUGAGCGCCACUGGUAUUAUUCUCAGCUGCAGGCCCUCUCACAGAAACUGGCAGAGCUGCCCCGCAUUGAAACGUUCUCCAUCCAGAUGGACAUGAUCCGGCAGCAGCUGGAGUUCGAGGCCCAGCAGGUGCGCUCCGUUAUGGAGGAGCGUUUCGGCACCAGUGACGAGAUGGUGCAGAGGACUCAGAUCCGCGUCGCUCGUCUGGAGCAGCUGGAGAAGGAGCUUCAGGAGGCACAUGAGUCUCGCGCCCCUCUGGAGAAAACACCCACCUUAGAGAGUCAGACUCUCAGCUGCUCAUCCAAGCCCUCCAUGUCAGAGAUGGAGAAUGUGUCCAACGCCUCGGGACAGGAGGCGCCGGGCGAGGCUGGAAGCAAGGUGGAGAUGGUGUUCUGGCUGCUGUCCAUGCUGGCCACGCGGGACCGCGAGGAGAUGUCGCGCACGCUGCUCGCCAUGUCCAGCUCGCAGGACAGCUGCAUCGCCAUGCGCAAGUCCGGCUGCGUCCCGCUGCUGGUGCAGAUCCUGCACGACGGGCCCGAGGGGGUGGGCGCCGCGGCGACGGGGGAGGCCGGAGGAGGCGGCGGCGGGAGCAGCCGGGAGGCGCGUUCACGGGCGAGCGCCGCGCUGCACAACAUCAUCUACUCGCAGCAGGACGAAGGGCAGGCCAGGCGCGAGAUGAGGGUGCUGCACGUGCUUGAGCAGAUCCGCUCGCACUGCGAGAGCGGCUGGGACUGGAUGGAAGGCCACCUCGCCACUCCCUCACCUGGAGGGACCAGCACCACAGACAUCCCAGAGCCAGUGGACCCCCAGAUCUGCCAAGCCGUGUGUGCCGUGAUGAAGCUCUCCUUUGAUGAGGAGUACAGGCGUGCCAUGAACGAGCUCGGGGGUCUUCAGGUGGUAGCCGAGCUCGUGCACCUGGACCAGGAGCUGUACGGGGUGAUGAAUGACCCCAUCAACAUGGCGCUGAGACGCUAUGCUGGCAUGGCCCUCACCAACCUCACCUUCGGGGACGUGGUCAACAAGGCCACUCUUUGUACUAAGAAGAGCAGUCUUCAGGCGAUUGUGACACAGCUUGCAUCAGACAGCGAGGAAUUACAUCAGGUGGUGUCGAGCAUCCUGCGGAACCUGUCCUGGCGUGCAGAUAUCAACAGCAAACGAGCGCUCAGAGAUGUGGGCAGCGUAGCAGCACUGAUGGCGUGUGCGCUUCAGGCCACAAAGGAGUCCACUCUGAAGAGCAUCCUCAGCGCGCUGUGGAACCUGUCGGCUCACAGCCAGGAGAACAAGGUGUCCAUCUGUUCCGUGGACGGCGCUCUGGGCUUCCUGGUCAGCACCCUCACCUACAGGUGUCAGACCAACUCCCUCGCCAUCAUCGAGAGCGGCGGAGGCAUCCUGCGCAACGUGUCCAGUCUCAUUGCAACCCGAGAUGAUUACAGACAAAUCCUGAGGGACCACAACUGUCUGCAGACCCUUCUACAGCAUCUGCGUUCCCACAGUCUGACCAUAGUGAGCAACGCGUGCGGAACCCUGUGGAACCUCUCUGCCCGUAGCCCCAAGGACCAGGAGCUGCUGUGGGACCUGGGCGCAGUGAGCAUGCUCAGAAACCUCAUCCACUCCAAGCACAAGAUGAUCGCCAUGGGAAGCGCCGCGGCGCUAAGGAACCUCCUCGCCAACCGGCCGCUGAAGUACAAGGACACGGCCGUGAUAUCGCCUGGCUCCUGCAUGCCCUCCCUCUACAUGAGGAAGCAGAAAGCCCUUGAGGCUGAGCUGGAUGCCAAACACUUGGCAGAGACAUUUGACUCCAUUGAAAAGCAAAGUCCCAAACACCCAAGUAUUAACAAACCACUGAGGCACAUUGAGAGCCUGGCGAAGGACUAUGCCUCUGACUCUGGCUGCUUUGACGACGAUGAGGCCCCAAACGUGUCAAGCAGCCUGGACACCGGGACAUACUCCAUGCUAUCCAUGUUCCUGAACAAUUCCAACUUCCUCCAGGGUCAGCCCCGGAAGAAAGACAAUGAACCAGAGAGAGAUGUUGGGCUGCCCCUGACGGACGAUAAGAAGCACGCUCCCCCGGACGAUGAGGUGUCCUUGGCAGCGGAAAAGCUAGCGAAAAAGAUCACCAACACAGUGGCAAAGAUCGACAAGCUGGUGGAAGACAUUACCAUGCACACGUCCUCAGAGGACAGCUUCAGUCUCAGCUCCGAGGACCACUUUGUGGACUGGCCGUACGGCUCUGACGAACUCCACGAGGCCAGAGCCAAGUCCUGCUCUCCAUGCCGGCUCUCAGACACCAGCAGCCUCGCACACAAAGAGCGACUGAGCCGAGCCCACGCCCUGCUGCGCCUCAAGACCAAUCACAGCAGCCUGUCCAACGACAGCCUCAACAGCGGCAGCACCAGUGAUGGCUACUGUGGCAGCAAGGACCAGGUGCGCACUGCGGCCAAACCACAAAUGCAAAAGCGGCCAGACAAGCUUGAGCUUAAGGUGGCCCACCAUGACAUCCUCAAUAAUUCACUGCAAGGCACAACAGAGAUUAAUAAAAAUGAAAUACCAGAGCGAGAUUCUGAAGUGAAGACGUCAGAGCCAAGCAGCACAGAGACAGAGAAAGCUGAAGAGCCUUAUCUGUCCACACCAGCGACUACAUCAACCAAGGUAUCAUCCGAUGUGAGCAUGCCCACCAUUAAGCUGUCCCCCUCCUAUCAGCACAUCCCACUCAUACAAAGUGUUGCCAAGUUUGGGGUUGCCAAGAACACUAUCAAUGUCCAGGCAGCCCAGGCGAUGAGAAGGCAAGCCUGGGUGCCUACAGUGAUGACUGGUGGAAGCAUAACCAAGUUUUCUCCAAUCGUAGCAGCCAGAAGCCCAGUUCUGGGGCAGAUGGAGACUGUGCAGAAAUACUCAGUGGAGAACACACCCAUAUGCUUCUCACGCUGUAGCUCCCUCUCUUCGCUGUCCUCUGGCGAUGGCGCCCUGGAUGGACAGAGCCAGAGCGAGAAUGAGCUUGAGAGUGACUCGUCCCUUGAAAUCAUCGAAGUGGAGGAUGACGAGGAACUGCGGAGGAGGGAGGAAGAGGAUGAGACGUUGCAUGAUCUAAGCGACAGCCAGAUGCUCGUGACAGACCAGAAAACUAGCGCCAGCAUCAGCAGCCUGCCCUCUGACCCCAUUGAAAUCCCCAAGCAUCGUGAGAAGGUCUUCCUCAGGGAGGUCUCCCCCAUCAUUCCCGAAGACCAAACUCCGUCAAGUUCCUCCGACAAUUACAUCCAUGAGACACCCCUUGUCAUGAGUCGCUGUAGCUCUGUCAGCUCUCUGGGCAGCUUUGAAUCCCCCUCCAUUGCCAGCUCUAUCCUGAGCGAUCCCUGCAGCGAGAUGAUUAGUGGCACUGUGAGCCCAAGUGACCUCCCGGACAGCCCUGGGCAGACUAUGCCUCCCAGUCGCAGCAAAACCCCAUGCUGUGCUGAGACAGGUGGCCCUGAGGCCCAGAACAUGGGGAUGGGGAACCAAUGGGAGAGCAGCCUGAGGAAGUUCAUGGAGAUCGCAGAUUUCAAGGAACGGUUCAACCUACCUCCCGACUUGGACACUAUGAUCUACUUCACUGUGGAGAAACCGACCGAGAACUUCUCCUGUGCCUCCAGCCUGAGUGCGCUACCUCUUCAUGAGCAUUACAUACAGAAGGACGUGGAGCUCAAACUGACUCCCCUACUUCAGCAACAAGACAACAACCCCAAUGCCCAACAUGGACAGAGAGAUGAAAGGGAUGAUCGAGGCUGUCUCGACCAAGCUGAGCGGUACAGUGAAGGGAAUUCAGAUGAUGAUAUAGAGAUUCUCAAAGAGUGUAUCAACUCCGCAAUGCCCUCCAGGUUUAGGAAAGUGAGACCUCUGAUGUCUACUCUGUCCAACCAGAUGCUUAACCCUCAAGGAAGAAGAUCUAUUCAACUGCCCGUGUACAUGGUACUGCCCAACAGUAAUCAGAUGUGUGCCAUGCGAAAGCCUGGAAUGAGUGAAAGGGACAUCUAUCACGAUGAUUCAUCCUUCACAGAUUCAGCAGAGGGUACUGCAAUUAACUUCUCAAGCACCACUUCCUUGAGCGACGAGACACUUCAGUACCCCAUGAAGGCCAAGGCAGCCAAGGACUGGCGUGCCAGGAACAUGGAGAAGAGGGAGCUCAUUGAUCAAGAGGCCAAGCGCAUUGAGGAGCUGCGUAUCUUUUCACGCUUCCACAAGCCUAACAAGAUGCCCAAUCAACCAGAAGUGACGGGUGCUCAGAUGAACAGGAUGAGGCACGCUGUCCCAACCCAGAGACUGCUCAUGCAGAGCAAAGAAAUGGCCGCCAGACUGACCCAGCAGAGAUUCAACCGAGCCCAGUCACCCGCACCCAACAUCCAAACGCAGGCGCAGAACCUUUCACGGAGCAUGCCACAGUUAGAUCUGCCCAUCAGAAUGCAAAGGGCAGAGAUGUAUCAAAGCCAGAAGUCUCUCUACGGGGAGAAUGCUCAGGAAAAUGUGGCAUUUCAGUCAAUGCGACACCCAACACCAACUGAGGAAGCCAUCUACUGUUUCUAUGACGAUCAACUGGAUAAAGAGGAAACAAGGAUGACACAAACAGGACUGAAACAAAUAAACGAUACAAACAACAGGAUAACUAUGAAAACCCGUGGAGGGAUGAAAGGCAAGCGUGAGGACAGUCCCCAGACAAGGCUCAAGGGCUUCCAAAAGAUCAAGCAGAAUCUAAUUAUGAAUGAGGCCCCACCAUGUUACUCUCUCAGUUCCUCCCUGAGCUCCCUCAGCGAUGCAGACUUCGAAGAGCACAAGGGGAAGAAGCAGCAGGUCUGGAUGAAAAACAGACACAGCGUGGCGUCUAAUCAAGCUCAGUGUAACAACAAGCUUCCCCACAUCCAGAGCCAGUAUGAGGAGAACAGCUCGCCCAGCUCUGUCAGUAUGGACUCUGAGGACGAUCUCCUGCUGAAGUGCAUCACGUCCGCAAUGCCCAAACAGAGGAAGAAGCAAUCUGGAAGGAAGAGGAAGUCUGACCGGAAACAGAAACAGAGAAAUGGCCAACAAAAAGCUUCCGAUGACUGCAAACCUGAGAAAGAGAUGGAAAGCGACGACAUGUUGUCUGAUAAAGACUCGGAUCUCAACAGUGUUGAGUGGAGGGCAAUACAAGAGGGGGCUAAUUCAAUUGUAACAAAGCUGCAAGCCUCAAAGUCUCAGGAGCAGUCAUCCGAGUCGGAGUCAGUGCUGUCGUUCAUGUCUGGUGUGUCUAUGACGUCGAGCUUUACCCCCAAGGCCGACAGAAAGAACAACAAAGACAACAAGAAUGCAAAGAAACUGUCAGAGGGUAGAAACCAAGGGACCCCACUUGACUUCACCCAACGCAAGCCUGUCUCAAACUUGCCAGUUGUCUUCAGAGGCCGAACGGUGAUCUACACACCCAAGAAGGAGACGACCCUCUCACAACGCCCACCUCCCAGGAAGGUGUCACCGAAAACAGAGAAACCGGUAAAGAAUCCCAACCUUGCUCAGCAUAGAUCUCGUAGUCUGCACAGGCUCGGAUGGCCCAGUGACUCCACAGCGUUCUCUCUGCCCAAGAGAAGCUCAACUCCACCUGCAAGGAUACCAAAGAGCUCAUCAUCCGGUUCUGGAUCUUCCCAAAGCUCUACCCCAUCAAGGCAGACCCAGAAAAAGCUUUCUCCUUCUCCAACACAACCCAGUAAGCCUGCCCUGAAAAAGGUCACAACUCCAGCGUCUAGUCCACCAGGCAAAAAGGGAAACACAUCACUUGCAAAUCAGCCCGCUAAAUCGACUGUCAACAGCAAAACUCACAAGUCUCCCGUCCGCAUACCGUUCAUGCAGACUCCGGCACAGCAACCGAGGACAAUCUCUCCACUGGUGACGAAUCAGCCUACUUCAAUUAGCAGGCAGAACAGCCAGGUGUCAGGAAAGAGAAUCUCACCAGCCAACCGCUUCGAGCUAGUGCGCAUGACGUCAUCCCAUUCCAGUGGAGGCGAGACGGACCGCAACGGCUUCCUGCGACAGCUGACCUUCAUCAAGGAGUCACCCAGUACCUUAAGACGGGAUGGGUCUUGCUCUCGCUCCGUGCCCACUUCCCAGCAUGCCUCACCCCGCAGAACCGGUCCUGGCACCUCCACCGUUUUCCUCUGCUCGUCGCGGUGCCAGGAGCUGAAGCCAGUGGUGCAGGGGCCGAGAAGAGGGCUGGGCCGGGGCCCAGGACAGAAGGCUAUCCCCGAGCAAGGCCUCCUGCGGCAGAGCAGCGCGCUAGCCAGGGCCACCUCCACCGACUCCAGAGACUUCGAGGUGAAGCGCCCAGCCAGAAGAACCAGCUCAGAGAGCCCUUGUAGAAUCCCCAGAAGGAACAUCCCUGCACCGAAGCCCACGGGCCGGGAGACAUUCAGGCGUGAGCGUGAGACGAUCAAGCGUGAGCGUGACCGCGAAACGUUCAAGCGCCAUGCCUCGUCCCCGAGCAUCAAUGUCCUCAGCCGUGUCACCAGCCGAACAUCGCUGCGUUCCUCUUCCUCCGACUCCAGUGCCCGCGCCAAAAGCGAUGAGGACACCAAGAAGAAGACACAGAGGGCAGGGAGUCGUGGCGCAGACAGGACCACCUGGAGGAGGAUCCGUGAUGAGGACGUGCCUCAGAUCCUACAGAGCACUCUACCGGCCACUGCACUGCCUCUGUUGCCUUCACCCAAUGGGCAAAAACCGAUGCCGCCACCACUGCCAAGUAAACUGCCAACCAUCGUGCUGAAGUCCAGGAAGACCAGUGACGCAAUCGUUCAGACGGAGGACUUGUCCACCAGCAAGACAAACUCGAGCACCUCCCCAACAAUCGAAAAUGGCCCAGGCAUGUCCGAGGAUGCCUCUAAACUCGCCCUGCUUCGGAAGAUCAGCAUUGCGUCCUCGGGCAACCUGCAGGACGGAGAUUCUGAUUGCUCCCUGAAAAGCCACAGCACAGUGUCAUCUCUCAACUUCUCCGAUGGACACAGCGGUGGCGUCGGCCACUUCCGCCACAGCUCCCCCAGCAAAGCCGCCCGAGUCACCCCAUUCAACUACAUCCCCAGUCGCACUGCCUGCACACAGCAGGACAUGGAAUGCCAAGCCUCAACACUCACUGAGAAGCCAGCUGGAAAGGUCGAAGCUUAAUAGCUGUGCCCCUGUCUCAGUGUGUUCAGAAUUCGGUCCAUAUUAUGUUUCCGGAUGCUGCAACUCAGGUGGAUUCAUUGAAAGCAUCAGUAUUUUUACCUCCUAUAACGUAGAACUUCUCUUGUCUUGCCUCCCUCUUGCCAUACAUCUGAAAACAUCCACCUUCAAAGACCCUGGCGCUGGCAUCCUCAAAUCCUAUGUGUACACCCAGUAGCUGCAGUCCUUAAAGUAAUAUGCAUAAUUCCUGAAGAGAUAACCAUGCUGAAAAAGGUGCAUUUUUCUACUUUUUUUGUACAUGUACA